This is a messenger RNA of Bombus terrestris (buff-tailed bumblebee), 2894 nucleotides long. Its product is annotated as probable protein phosphatase 2C T23F11.1. Lineage: Eukaryota; Metazoa; Arthropoda; Insecta; Hymenoptera; Apidae. Bases 177 to 1166 code for a protein of 329 amino acids. Gene Ontology annotation, biological process: protein dephosphorylation. The record is from RefSeq and is a predicted model, not a curated record. Gene Ontology annotation, molecular function: protein serine/threonine phosphatase activity; cation binding. The transcript has 6 exons.
UGUAUGGCUAAACACGUAACUCAUAGCAUAAAGAUACGAUCUUGUCAAAGUUAUAUGAUAUUGUUUACUUUUUAAAAAAUUCUACGAAACGAAUAGUAGGUAAAGAGGUUAUAUUUACCUAUGUUCGUUUGACAGUUUGAAGGAUAUUUCUCUAACCUUGAAUUGUGGAAGAUGCGAUGCGUAUAAAAUUCUGCGAGAGAAUCUUCAGAAAAAUAAUGGGUCAAACGCUCAGUGAACCUGUAACAGCUAAGAAAUUAGCAUGCUGCAGAAACUCAAACUAUCGAGUUGGAAGUUCCUGUAUGCAAGGAUGGCGUAUCAAAAUGGAAGAUUGCCAUGUUCAUAUACUUUCAUUACCUGACGAUCCUGGUACAGCAUUCUUUGCAGUAUAUGAUGGUCAUGGAGGUGCGGCAAUGGCACAACAUGCUGGAAAACAUCUUCAUGAAUAUAUAACUAGAAGAAGCGAGUACAAAGCUGGUAACAUUGUUGAAGCUAUACAACAGGGUUUUCUGGAAUUAGAUAAAGCAAUGCAAAAUGAUGCAGCACUUAAAGAUGAACAAGCAGGAACUACUGUUAUAGCACUUCUUAUAAAGGACAAUAUUAUAUAUAGUGCAAAUGCAGGUGACAGUAGGGCAGUGGCAAGCAUUAAUGGUAAUGCUGUUCCACUUAGUCGCGAUCAUAAACCUACAUUGAAAGAUGAACGUGAAAGAAUCGAAGUUGGUGGUGGCUGGGUUGAAUUUAACAGAGUCAAUGGUCAAUUAGCAUUAUCUCGUGCUCUAGGAGAUUUUAUGUUCAAACGAAAUGAACGUAAACCACCGCAAGAACAAAUCGUAACUGCUUUUCCUGAAGUUCAAGAGUUUCGAAUAACAGAAGAUUGGGAAUUUGUUGUAUUGGCUUGUGAUGGUAUUUGGGAUGUAAUGACGAGUAAUGAAGUAGUCAAUUUUAUACGAACACGUUUAGUCCAGUCGAAAUUUGGGAUAGGAGAAGAACAGGAUACAAUGGAUCCUGAAGAAAUUUGUGAAGAGCUUAUGAAACAUUGCCUUGCUCCAGAUGCCUUAAUGGGUACUGGUUGUGAUAAUAUGACGGUCAUCCUUGUAUGUUUCCUUCACGGAAAACCAUAUUCUCAUUUAAUUUCACGCUGCAAGGAAUCUAUUGGUACAAAUUCCUAGUUAUAUAAAUUAUUGAUAUUUUAUGUUGAUUAUUUUUUUAAAUUCUUUAUAUUUAAUUUUACAUCAUAAUGAUGAACAAUGUCUCAUUGUCAUACUUCGUGAUGUCAAAGUUUAUAAAAUUUGUUAAGCUUUUCUAUGAGCUUCGUUGUUUUAAGUUUUAUGAACACAAAUUUUUAAAAAAAAAGAUUGAUUUUCUAUCAACAAUAUUUUAUCUUUCAUUAUAAUUAUUAACAUGUCUUAUUUAUAAUUUUAAAAAGCAAAUUACAAAUAAGCUGAAUUACAAGUUUUUAUUUACAGUUUCGAACAAUGGACAAGAAAUGUCCAAAUAUAAGUAUAGUAACAAUUUUAGUAAAAUGCAGUAAAUUUUCGUUCAAAGUCCAUAGCGAUCUUGUAAAGAAGAAACAGCCGCAUUGGCAAGAGAACUUAAUCUGCCUGCAACCUUAUUUACUCCUUGACGUACACUUUCUCUAACAUCAUCUAAAUCAACUCCAGUUCUUCCACCGCUAAGACGUAUUGAUAAAGAAGACGUGGGGGAUGUGACAGUGGAACUUCCUGUGCCAAAAUAAUCAGCUGAUGAAAUACUAGAUGAACCCUCAAAACGGCGCAAAUUAUUUUUACGUUCCCACUGUAAAUUAAAGUGGCAUAAAAUUGUAAUUUAAAUAGAACGAUAGGAUGUACAAAAAGAAUAUUAAUAUGUAACGGCAACUCACAGAAUCAUCAUCUUUGUUGUCCUGAAAAUACUGAUCGGAACUAAUAGCCUUGGCACUACCAAAUUUCUUCUGUGCUUCUCCUUCUACCAUCGUUUUAACAUCAUUCUUACUAUUAUUUGGUUUGCUCGAUGGAGGAGCUACACGUUUUGGUGGUUCUGGCUCUGCAACAACAAUAACUUCUUCAUUACGAGAUUUGUUGUUAGUACUGCCACUGUAUGGUGUUGAAAAGACCACAUAAAAUUCGUCUAAAUUAAUAAAAGGAUCUCGUUCGACAUCAACAUCUCUCGGUCUUGGUUCAGAAGCAGUUAUAGUCCUUGAUGAUGUUUCCUGCAUUAUUGUUCUCAUAUCACCAAGUGCAGAAUGACUUGCACCACUGUAAAUUACACAUAUUUCCAAUAUAUCGUAUUUUAUGUUAUGUGUACAAUAUUUACAAUUUCUUUCUUUUUUCAGUAUUAUUACACAAAAUAAUAAUUCUUCAAUUAUAUAUAAAAUUAUAUAGAUACGGUACAUAUAUUAAUAAUAAUAUUUUAUAUAAAUAUAUGUAUACAAGCUUACAAAUAAGAUAUAAACAUUACCUUCGUGUAUUAAAUCCCAUACCAAGACGUUCUGCUUGUGUUGCUUUAGAAGGAUCUAAUUGUUUCGUUCUCUGUUCUAUCUUCUUAGCCUGUUCACUUAAAUUCUUUUCAUAGCGGUAGGCAAGCCGGGUAGCAAUUUCAUCUUGUUCUUCUUUUGUAUUUUCUUGUUGAUCUUUUUCCUGUGGUUCUUUAUUAGCUUCAGCAACACUUUUUUCUAAUUCAUCAAAAUUUGUUUUGACUCUUUGAGCACCCAACCCACCAGUUUUCUUGCCCAACUAUUAUAAAAGUAUAAAAAAUUAAUGGCAAACUUUUAAUUAAAAGUGUACUAGUAUUUUAAGAUUGUGCUAGUAUUCUAAAGUCAAAAUAAUAUUUUAAAAUUUAUACCAUUCAUUAUUAAAUUAUGUUAAAUAUAAGUGGUGAAUAAAUAACCAUUUGUAUACAUA